UAAGUUGGUUCUUAAUUCUAUGGCCAUCCGGCAGCGAACCUCUGUGGGGCCCUCGUUAAUUUUUUAUCAUUGUCAUUUCUUGUUUCAGACUGAAUUUACUAUUGACCCAACUUUAGAGCAAGCUUCUGAAGAGACGUGACUUAGGAGGGAAUCGGCCAAGGUCCUCGCAUCGACUCGUUGAGCGUGAUUCAGCUGGUGUUGACGCAUGUUUUGGAGCAGCUGAGCGAUGGACUUUAGCGUCAAGUCUUUCAAAGGUUUUGCGACAGAAGCUGCAACCGUGUUCACCAGAGCCGUUCAGUACACCGAGGAACGACUGGGAACAUCAGACAAAACUGAACUUGAUGCACACUUUGAGACGUUGGCUCAACGUUCUGACAGAACCAAGUAUUGGACUGAAAGGCUGGUUGGUAAAACAGAAGCAGUCCUUCAACCCAAUCCAAAUGUGCGGGUAGAAGAUUAUCUCUUUGAAAAGCUUGACAAGAAGCGAGACAGGCUAAAUAAUACUGAGCUACUGGGCCAAGACAUGAUAGACGCUGGAACCGACUUUGGUCCUGGCACCUCUUACGGGAGUGCCCUCAUCAAAGUUGGGCAGGCUCAACAGAAGCUGGGCCAGGCAGAGCGAGAGUUUGGCCGCCUGGUGCACACAAACUUUGUCCAGCCACUAAGGAGGUUUCUGGAUGGAGACAUGAAGACAAUCUUGAAAGAGCGUCGGCUGCUUGGAAACAAGAGAUUGGAUCUAGAUGCUGCAAAGAACAGACUUCGUAAGGCCAAAGCUACUGAUCCAGCAGCCUCCAAAGUCAAUCCUGACGUUCUUGAGAAAGAAAUUCAACAGGCAGAGAAGGAUGUGCGUUCCUGCCAGUCUGACUUUGACCGUCAAGCUGAAAUCACUAGGCUCCUGCUUGAAGGAAUCUCAAGCACUCAUGUGAACCAUUUACGCUGCCUUAGUGACUUCGUAGAGGCCCAAAUGUCAUACUAUGCUCAGUGUCAGCAGUACAUGGCAGACCUGCAGAAAGAACUGGCCAACAUGUCCAUUGCCGUUGGAACAGGUAGCAGUGGUGAUGGCAGUCGCAGUGGCUUCCAGGGUGCUUUCUCAUCACCUACAGCCAGUGCAGGUAGUCCAUCCAAUGAUGUCAGCACAUUUAUCAACAGCAACCAGAAGCGGGCACGUGUCCUUUAUGACUAUGAUGCUCAUGACAACUCCGAGUUAUCACUGAUGGCUGAUGAAGUUGUGGGGUGGCAAUGUGACAGAGGGCAAAGGUGAACAUGACUAUUGUCUCGCCAUGAAGAUGGUUAGCUGCGGUGAUGCUAUGGUGGCCUGCAGCCAGUUCAACAUGCAGCCUGUUCUUCAUGAAAAUUCCCACUGUGUAUAAAAUGCAGAGCACCGGUAAUCAGCAAAUGGCACUAAAUGACAUAUUUUUCAAUAAUGAACGUAUCAGACGGCGGCAUGCGUACUGAGACCUGGCAGGGACACUUGAAGAUGAAGCUGUUGCCCGCGGUGUUUACUAAAAAUUACCUUUUUUCUCAGUUUCUGAUAAUUAAAAUUUUGGUUUGGUUGCAAAUAUUCACUAGCUGUAUCUCUGCCUUAAGAGCAGCCUGAGCUGUAAUUUUUGUUGUGGCAUGUCACUGAAUGUGUAGAGCACACAAUGGUAGGAGUUAAUUUUUAAAUUUGGCUUCUGAAAAUUUUGCAUUUCCCCUUCAACUAGAGCAUCAAGUGACAAUGUUUGCAACAUGAAAUUCAAAGUGCUCUAAAGUAACAAAAAGUUAUCACAUCUGUAGAAUACUCCUACCAUUGCAUCUAUUAUGCUUUGUAGUAUCUAGGCAUGUGCUGUUCAUUUUCAUUAUCUUUGGAAAUAGUUGACCUACAGAAAAGGUAAUCAAAUUUUUAAAGCAGCUUGAAGAACUCGGUCAGAUUACCAAAUUUCAUUAAAUGAACUUAAAAAAAAAUUAAUCUAGACCAGACCUCUACGGGUCUCCUUCAGACCUCCAGACUCUUAAUGGGGUAGUCACACUAUGGACCAAAUUUCGUGGACAAGCAUGGCGUGGCUGAGCCGUGUAGUGCUUGUCUGCGGAUUUUGGUAUGUCGUGUGAAUAUUCCAUGAGAUGCGGUACACUAAAGGGGCGAUACACCAAUGAUAGGCCAACCAGUCAGCAUACUGUGUCGUUGACAGACCAUUUUAUCAUACUAGGCCAGCAGCGAUGCAACUGACAGCUUCUAGUCAUCAUAGAGCAAAGGGCUUUUGAGCCGACAACGCCGUUACGAAAUCAGUCUGCUGAUAGUCCCAUAUCCCUGUGCGAAUGCCGCUUAGUGAACUGACAAUGCAAUAGCCAAACUGCUUAGCUUUGCUUGUAUAUGCAGUCAGCAUCCAAUUUUUCUGAAUCCCUAAGGACUGUGAAAAUGUCCGAAAAAAAUGAAUGCGUGCCUUUAACUGCCCUCAAGGGCUUAAAUUGCCACAGCCACGCCUCAAAAGCUUUAAAAGGCCCCUCACCAAGCCACAUAGCAAAUUUCAGUUAUAUGCUGGAAGUUAUGUGUCCUCUAGGAAGUGUUCUCCCGCAAAAUAUUUCAAAUUGGUUUGUUUGUUUGUUUGUUUGUUUGUUUGUUUGUUUGUUUGUUUGUUUGUUUAUUUAUUUAUUCAUUUAUUUAUACUGUCAGCCCACGACGGGCUAUUACAGGAGUGGAUUUAACAUACAUAAACAGAGAAGUGCAUUAGUGCGCUUGAACAAUGCACUAAAAAGAAGAAAAAGAAAAUGUAGUAGCACUGCUGAUAUGAAACACAUUAACAGUAUAAUUACAGAGCACAAUUUGACUUAUUAUAUCACAAUGUUAGUGCAGAACAUCAGGGUGCAUCAGGGUACAUAAGGCAGUGUAUUGCUUCCAAGAAUGCAUUAAUUGAUUUUAACUGGACAAUUGAAUCAGGCAAAGAGUUCCACUGCUGAAUUGCCCUGGGAAAAAAACUAUACCUGAAGCAGUCAUUGUGCACUGUGGAAGGAGGUAUAUACUUACUGUGUCUGUGCCGUGAUGUUUCCUGUGUCUUGAUUUGGAAGUACUUGUAUCUUAUUUUGACAUGGUUAUGAAUUACUAAGAACAGGAAUUUAAGCCUUUCAUACUCGGUACAAUUUUGCAGAGGUGGUAGCUCUGCAAGUUUACAUAAUUCAGUUGGAGAGUGAAAACGGUGGUAUUUAUUAAAUAUAAACCAUUAUGGGUCUUAGCAAGGUUUUGUAAGCUAAAAUUUUAAUUUCAGGUGAGGCACAGUGUAGGUUACGUCUUAGCACCCACAAUACUUUGUUAGCUUUUGCACAAAGCUCAUUUACGUGAAGAUUCCAACGCAAGUCGGGUGUAAAUAUAAGACCUAGGUAUAUAUAUUAACUCGAGCAAGUUCAUGACCGUGGAUACUGUAUGAGAAAUUUAGAAUAUUCUUUUUUCUAGAGAUGGACAUAAAAACCUAUUUAGUUGGGUUAAGCUGCAUUUGCCAACAAUCGCACCAGUUCUUAAUUUUCUGUAAGUCAAGAUUGAGGUAGGCCUGAUCACCUGGUGACGCUAUUCUCUUGUACAAUAUGCAGUCGUCGGCAAACAUUCUUAUUUGAGUAAUGAUGUCAUUUGGCAGAUCAUUUAUAAAAACUAGGAAUAAAAGGGGCCCUAUGACACUACCCUGAGGUACCCCAGAUACCACGGGAGAUAAACUAGAUUGCUGAUGUCCCAGUUGAACAUAUUGUUCUCUAUGUGCAAGGUAGGAAGUGAACCACCGCGUAAGGGAAGAAUUUUAGAAGGUACACUGACACUGAUUUUAAGUAAAAGCUUUCUUUAGGACACCUUGUCAAAGGCCUUUGCAAAGUCUAAGAAUAUUAUAUCAGUUUGGCCCCGGGCAUUAAUUGUGCUAGAAAGGACAUGUACAAGUUCAAUAAGCUGAGUGACAGUGGACAAUCCUUUGUGAAAGCCAUGUUGAUCUGGAAAAAUUAAUUUAAGUUCAUCUAAAUAGGUGAACAGGUGCUUUGAUACAAUGUGUUCUAGCAUUUUAGAACAGGUGCUCGUGAGCGAUAUCGGUCGGUAGUUGCUAGUGCCAGAGGUUGGACCACCUUUAUGUAUGGGCACAAUUUUUUUUCGCUUCCAGGCAGUGGGAAACGAGCCACUAGAAAUGGAUGAUUGAAAAAUUAGUGUUAAAAACUUGGAUCUUCAUUCAGCAUAUCCAUAAAGGAAUUCAUUGGGGAUUUCAUCAGGACCAGGACUUUUUUUUAUAUUAAUGUGAAGCAACAGAUUGAAAACACCCUCUUCUGUAAUCUUGAUAUUCUGAAUAGAAAGUAUGUCCGCAUAAUCAUUGAUGGUAGGCAAGAUACCGUGAUCGAUGGUAAAAACUAAGGAAAAAAAGGAGUUAAAUACUGUGGGGAUGCGCGACUCUCACGCGUCCCCUGAUAUGUUGUUUUCCCGCACGGCUCGCGUGGCCUGGCGCCCGUGGCGGUCGGAGUGGUUGAGGCGCGGUACAAGAGAAUGGUGCGAGUGUUGCGCUGCUAACGCCGCCGACAGGCGAGGUUACUUGGGCGCCGAAAGACAAGGCGCUUCCUCUUUGGUUCGGGACAGCAAGCAGUACGGACGUGCCAUACCGCGCGUGCGCCGAUCCAUGCUUCUGCGAGACCGUCUCGCGUGGCCGCCUUGGAACGCGCCACCGUUCACGUGACCGUACAUGCGAACGACCAGGCGUUGGGAUCCAGCAUGGGGCGAACAUAUUCGCUUGCUAUCCGGUCACGGUGAGUCGGACUCCUAGAUUUGUCGUGCGCCCAUCGGCAUGUUUUGGGGAUAGCAACUCGGCUAGCAGGCAUUGAUCUAUGAAACGUGCAAUAAAUGCCCUUGUGAUUGUUUGCA
Messenger RNA from Dermacentor andersoni, 4852 nucleotides. It is a transcript of the gene EndoB, whose product is annotated as SH3 domain containing GRB2 like, endophilin-B. Gene Ontology annotation, cellular component: cytoplasm; membrane. Gene Ontology annotation, biological process: membrane organization. Lineage: Eukaryota; Metazoa; Arthropoda; Arachnida; Ixodida; Ixodidae. The record is from RefSeq and is a predicted model, not a curated record. Gene Ontology annotation, molecular function: protein binding.